This is a messenger RNA of Rotaria sp. Silwood2, 729 nucleotides long. The record is from the annotation of a GenBank genome assembly. Lineage: Eukaryota; Metazoa; Rotifera; Eurotatoria; Philodinida; Philodinidae.
AUGGAAACUGUGAAUUUAGCUGAUAAAUAUCGUUCAGCAGGUGUUGUUGGUAUUGAUCUCGCUGGCGACGAACACAAUUAUCCUAUUGAUCCACAUAUUCCUGCGUUUAAGCGUGCAGUUGAACUCGGUGUACAUCGCACAGUACAUGCUGGUGAAACAGGUUCAUCUGAAUCUGUUCGCCAAGCAAUCGAACUAUGUCAUGCUGAACGUAUUGGUCACGGUUAUGCUAUUAUUGAUGAUCCGUCAGUAUAUGAUUUAAUCCGUCGUAAUGAUAUUCAUCUUGAAUGCUGUUUAACAUCAUCCAUUCAGACGAACGCUAUUGCUAAAUAUAUUCCAAAGGAUAGUGAAAAACGAGAAAAACAUUUUAUUUUACAUGGUCAUGAAACAACAACAAGAUUACAUUUCCAUAUAAGAUCGAAAAAGGAAGUUUGGCAUCCAAUACAUCAUUUUGCUCGCGAUUCUUUAAAUUUUUCAUUAUCAUGUGAUGAUCCAUCUGUAUCACAAAUAACAAUUGAACACGAAUAUGAACAUGCAUUGGCUGAUUUAAAAUUAUCACCGGCACAGUUAACUCAAUGUGUUUUCAAUGCAGCGCGUUCAACAUUUUUAAAUGAUAAUGAAAAACAAUUACUAAUUCAACGUUUACUUACUAAAUACAUCCCAGGAGACAUUAUCAAAGACAAUUUUCAAAAUAACAUAAUGUCAAAUUUGGCAUUCUCAAAAAACAUUUAA